Molecule: messenger RNA, 438 nt
Organism: Clupea harengus (Atlantic herring)
Lineage: Eukaryota; Metazoa; Chordata; Actinopteri; Clupeiformes; Clupeidae
Gene: cacna2d3
Product: voltage-dependent calcium channel subunit alpha-2/delta-3-like
Exons: 5
Coding region: 1-438 (145 amino acids)
Cellular component (GO): voltage-gated calcium channel complex
Molecular function (GO): voltage-gated calcium channel activity
Source: RefSeq, a predicted model, not a curated record
AUGCCUCUCCACCUUAGGAUACCCCUGUAUGACUACCAGGCCCUGUGCAAAGAGUAUGCAGGAAGUGGUGACAGCGCUCAUUCCCUGCUGAACCCAUUCUCUGCAGUAAAAUGGCUCCUGACUGAAAUCGUCAUAUUUCUUUUGGAGUUCAACCUGUACAGUUGGUGGAAUAUUGAUCUCUCUGUUAAAGCUGAUCGAGGCCAGAGGGGCCGCACCGUGAUGGUUCCAUGUGACACAGAGUACCCUGCCUUUGUUUCUGAGCGCACCAUCAAAGAGACGGCUGGGAACAUUGACUGUGAGGGGUGCAUGAGGACCUUUGUCAUUCAGCAGAUUCCCAGCAGUAACCUCUUCAUGGUUGUCGUGGACAACAAAUGUGAUUGUAGCUCCAUCUCUUCAGUUACCAUGGAGCCUAUUGAGAUCAUCUAUAUCCUUUCUUGA